AUGAGUGUCCUACAAAUCCUAACGGCAACAGUACUACUGUUAUGCCAUAUAGUAUUUGCCGAGACGAUUGGUUUUGUUCCUCCUCAGAGUUGGGAGAACAUAAACUAUAAGAGAUCCAUUGAUGUCAGUAAUUCCUACAUAAAAGAAUUGGCUGAAAUUACAAUCAAAAAUAUUGGUGACAAGCCUGCUGAUCGCUAUUAUCUUUCCAUUCCAACUGAAGUUUUCAAUAAGGUUUCCGUCUUCUCCGCAUCCUUGAGUGACGUGAACGCCUACAUCGAAAGUGCUCUUGUUCCAGAAAUCGUGAACGUGAGUGGUAGUCUUGAGGUCAGUUAUGGCUUGAUAAAAUUACCAGCUCCAAUUCAACCUCACAAGGAUGUUACUAUAACCAUAACCUAUGCGUACAAUCAAGGAACGGAGCCAUACCCAAAGCACAUUGAUUUAGGCGAGGACCAACAUAUACUAUUAACGACAAACAGUUUGCCAAUUUCUGCGUACGAAACUAAAGCAUACGUUUUAGAAUUCACCGGAAGCUCUUCUUUUUCAGAGCUGGUGCAAGAUUCUACAAUUUCAGGAAUGGAGGAGGGUGAUAAGUAUAUUUAUGGUCCCUACGAAAACAUUGGGGCAUUUGAAUUUGACGAACCCGUUAAAAUGAUAUACCGUCAUAAUUUGCCUCUACCUCGGGUGACACAUUUAAGUAGAUCUGCUUGGGUAUCUCAUUGGGCAUCAACUUUGCAAUUCGAGGAGUAUUACGAAUUGAUCAACGAUGCCGCCGCGCUAAAGAGCGGAUUUUCGAGAGCCACCUACAUGAAAGAGCAGCACGCCUUGAAACCCAGUAGCCAUUUGGUGGCACUCGAUAUGACACUUCCACCAAACUCAGAAGAUCAUUAUUUCACUGAUUUAGUGGGGAUGGUGUCAACUUCAAGAGUACUAGGCGACCACUUUUUCCUGAAGCCUAGAUACCCCAUAAUUGGUAGCUGGAAGUAUAACUUCACAAUUGGAUGGACAAAUCAGCUAUCUCAGUUUCUACAUGUUGAUAACCAAGAAAGUAACGUUUUCGUGCUUUCUGUCCCAGUACUGAAUGGUCCAAUGGAUACUUUUUAUGAUACCGUGGAAAUGUCAGUUUUCCUGCCGGAAGGCUCCGAAAUAUUGGAUGUUGAAUCCCCUAUACCAAUAAUCAGAACAAAAAUUGACAAUCAGAAAUCAUACUUCGACCUCAAUAGAGGGCAUGUUAAAGUCACUGUUGAUUUCAAGAAUGCCAUCGAUGCUAUUUCUAAUGGGGAACUAAUUGUCAGAUACAAGUAUACAAAAGCUGCCUUCUUUAAGAAACCGUUAUCGAUUGCAAUUUAUAUUUUCAUUGCAUUGACUGCCCUGUUUUUCUUGAAGCAGGUGGACUUGACAAUAAAGAAAUGA
Molecule: messenger RNA, 1410 nt
Organism: Lachancea fermentati
Lineage: Eukaryota; Fungi; Ascomycota; Saccharomycetes; Saccharomycetales; Saccharomycetaceae
Source: the annotation of a GenBank genome assembly